This is a messenger RNA of Spodoptera exigua (beet armyworm), 312 nucleotides long. The record is from the annotation of a GenBank genome assembly. Lineage: Eukaryota; Metazoa; Arthropoda; Insecta; Lepidoptera; Noctuidae.
AUGGUCUCUUCUCACACGGAGAAGCUGUCGGUCAGAAAUCAUCCUGUCGCGAAUGUUCGUUGCGACAACGUCACGGUGACGUUGACAUUGACAUCGCGUAUUGACGUUACACUGUACGGUAAACGUCAAAUGUUAGAUGUUACGAACGAACCCAGCACUUAUAUGUCGGCAAGCGAGCAGACGGAUUACCUGAUGGUACGACACGGCACGCUACGAAACUCUUCGACACAUGAGUAUGUGUCCACCUUGCAAUACUUCACCAUAGACUUUGAAAUCAUCAUUCACAUGUUACACAUCACAGCCCAUCAUUAG